Molecule: messenger RNA, 597 nt
Organism: Merops nubicus (carmine bee-eater)
Lineage: Eukaryota; Metazoa; Chordata; Aves; Coraciiformes; Meropidae
Gene: ROPN1L
Product: rhophilin associated tail protein 1-like
Exons: 4
Coding region: 1-597 (198 amino acids)
Source: RefSeq, a predicted model, not a curated record
AUGCCUCUUCCAGAAACCAUGUUCUGUGCUCAGCAGAUCAAAAUCCCCCCUGAGCUACCUGAUAUUCUGAAGCAAUUUACGAAAGCUGCUAUUAGGACUCAGCCUCAUGAUAUUGUGCAGUGGGCAGCUGCGUAUUUCUCCGCGUUGUCAAAAGGCGAGCCCCUUCCUGUGAAGGAGAGAAUUGAAAUGCCCUUAGCAGCAGAGAAAACAAAUGCUGGUUUGACCCCAGGACUACUUAAAAUCUUGCACAAACAGCUUUCUCCCCAAGGCAUGGUGAAGGUAGCAGAACUGAAGGAGAAGUGGGAGCACUUGUGCUUGCCAGAGGAGCAGCUGAAAGCUAUCCUGCAGUUGGACAGCUUUGGCGAGGAGGUGGAGUGGAUGAAGGUUCUGGCUCUGGGGUGCAGCGUGCUCGGCCGGUCCUUGCUGAGUUCAAUGAAACAUGCCUGUGAAAUCUUAACAAAGGACCCAGAAGGUGGAGCUGCUCGUGUUCCCUUUGAGACAUUCUCGUUCCUUUACUCGUAUUUGGCCAGCAUUGAUGGAGAGAUACCAGAGGAGGAAACUGAAGCAUUCCUCCACACAAUUAAAGAACAAGCGUAA